This is a messenger RNA of Pyricularia grisea, 756 nucleotides long. RefSeq lists its product as uncharacterized. The transcript has 2 exons. NCBI's taxonomy places the organism in Eukaryota, Fungi, Ascomycota, Sordariomycetes, Magnaporthales, Pyriculariaceae. The record is from RefSeq and is a predicted model, not a curated record. Bases 1 to 756 code for a protein of 251 amino acids.
AUGGCGUUUGCGAUCUACUUCAUGCGCGUCUUUCCUCAAAGGAUUCACAAGCAGGUGAACAUGGUGAUGUUGGUAUUUCUCCUCAUGCAAGGGAUCACCGAGUCCGUCGUGUCUCAGGUAAUGUGUGUCCCAAGGGCCAAGUUGUUCUUGCCAGAGUCGCCCGGCAAAUGCCUGGAUACCCUAAAAUUUUACUAUGCUUCGAGAAUUUCCGCUAUGGCAAUCGUACGAAGUGCGACGCCGAGGCCCGCAGCAGGCGAUGUUGAGAGGAAUGGAGGGCGCAGUGGAAGCCUAGGGGUUCAGCUGCGCAGGGCUUUCAACCGGGCCAAAAUCAAGACUGGUCAAGGGUCUUGGUAUGGUUCUCGUUCAGGUGUAUCCUCGGGCACUGGGAGGAGGACCAGAUUCGGCGUGACCAGUUCCGUGUCCACUGGUCAACAGUCAAGAAACCAUCAGCCCACAACGGACGAGACAGGACAAUCAAGGGUUCAAUCGCUGGCAGUUGAAGAGUCCGGCCCUCGACCGGACAGCCCAGACCAUGGCGGUAUUCUUGUCACACACGAUAUUGAAGUUGGUAUCGAGACAGACGAGGAUUACGUAUCAGGGACAGAUGUUAGUGAUGUAGAGAGGAAUGCGCCUGAGGACGAAAGGAACUUGACAGAUAGCAGCAGCAUUGUUGAUCAAGAUAGCAGGUGGACGGAUACGACCAACGAUUCAAACGAAGUUGAGGGAGAGCAGCUUGCACUCGAGAGAAGCGAAUGA